Messenger RNA from Myripristis murdjan (pinecone soldierfish), 6824 nucleotides. RefSeq names its product BCL2 like 11 (gene bcl2l11). The transcript is spliced from 4 exons. The record is from RefSeq and is a predicted model, not a curated record. Lineage: Eukaryota; Metazoa; Chordata; Actinopteri; Holocentriformes; Holocentridae. The coding region runs from base 338 to 1054 and encodes 238 amino acids.
GGGGCACUGCAGCACAGAGAGAGAGAGAGAGAGAGAGGGAAGGAGGAAGGAAAUCCUCAUCUGCAGACAAAAGACGGAGCUGUUUUCUUGGACGGAGCAUUUGUUUACCUCCGAGGCUUCAAACUGUUUUCCACUACGACGCGGCAGCACACCAGCCCGGGGAGGGACAAAAAACUCUGGGAAUUAUAAUUUACCCAUCACUUUGGAAGUGAUAUAAUUACUUCAAGCGGACCUGUGGAUCUUAUUGCACCCGGUGAUUUGUUUUAUUUGUUUUUUACUCGUGUUUAUUUAUUAUAAUGCUACUAUUCUGAGCCAAUGGUGAUGUCCCGCCAGUGACAUGUCCCGUCCGCUCAGACUACCAAACCCGUCCGAUGGCCCGCCCGCAGUAACGGGGAGGGAGGAGGGGAGCAGAGGACAGUCACCCGUUGGUGCCGGCGGAGCCGCGGCGCAAACCCCCCGCGCAGCGCCGGCGAACGAAAGCGGCGGACGGUGCCGCGGCCACGCCGCUCCUCCCGGAGGGAAGGGGGACUCGCCGUCCCGGGGAGCCGGCCCGCCCAUCUCACCGACUAACAGCCUGUCCGGAUAUCAGUUGAGGUCGCCGCUGUUCCGGCACCUGUCUCGCUCCUCUAGCGGAUAUUUCUCGUACGACGGCGACUCGUUGCCCGGCUCCCCGAGGCCAGCAACGGUGGACAAGGCCACACAGACUCCGAGCCCCUCCGGCCAGGCGGUGACACACGCCGUGCUGCGCCUGACCGAGGAGCACCCGCACGGCAGUCCUUCCAGCCCCUCUAGGACGCAGCCACCAAACACAGCAGGGGACAUGCAGAGUAUUGGACAAGAGCUCCGACGCAUAGGAGACGACUACAAUAGCCUCCUCAUGCAGAGGAGGCCGGCAGGCAGACAUGAACCGGCUGUAGUGCCUCCAAACCUGCUGCCACACAUCCACCAGGAGCCCACCUUCCUGCUGUGCAUGGGCCUCCUGCUCCUUCUGAUUGGGCGGGUAUUCUACUUGCAGGGGAGUACGAACAGCCACCAGGACCACUCUCGGGUCUAGCCUUUGGGAAAACCCAGCAGACGUAGCAUCAUUCCUUUGUUAAGAACCUGUGACUAUGUUGGACCUAUCAUAUGUUGAAUUUUCUUUUGCUUUUGAGGAGUUAAUUAGUCCCUCUUUCCUCCCCUUUCCCGGAAUCAAAUGGGGAAAGUGGCUUUGUUUCUUUUUUAUUUAUGUAAAUAGCUUUGCAAUAAAGGAAGAAGAACUCACUUCCUUUAAGGCCAUAUGAAAUUCAACAACACUUUGAUUCAUUUUUGCACUUCUGUUUUUCCUUUAUGGAUUCUGAGCCCCAGUAGUACCACCAAAGAUGGAGCCUAGCGCCAGGAUUUUGCACUCCCUUCCAGCGCUGAGACAAAAAUGUCAUCCAAUGAUGUCUCCAUGGAAGACGCCGCCUGUGGAAAAUCAAAUGUGCCUUGUACAGUUUUUCUUUGUUUUUCUGCUGUUUACCUUUUUAUUUCUUAUUCAGACUUUUUGUUGUAUAUUAUGUCUUUUAUGUUCCCUGUGAAUUUUACAUUCGCUGCAGGUUACACUUGUUGGGUCCAUUCCUCAAAUUUAACUAAUUUCAUCUUUUACCCCAGAGGAUCCAGACUGAGGAAAACAUAUUUGCACUCCUAUCAUAUGAGGACCCUGCUGCAACAGAUUUAAGACCAAUAUGGGUCCCCUAAGAAAUCCCACUCAAAGUUUAGGGCCAACGUGCAUUUCUACCCCACCCUGGUACAAAAUAUUGCUCAAAUGCAGUCUCAUUAAGGUGUUCCUACCAUUCAGGACUUUAAAAUGUUGGAUGGAUGUCCAUGUCUACAUAGAAAGUACAUAACAGAAGGACACAGCUCAGUCUUUUCAAAAACACAAAUGAAUUGAGAAAUGAUGCAGAUAUGAUCUCAAAAGGCAACAAAAUUCCCAGACUUUUCCAAGACUUUUCCUUGAUGUGAUGCAAAUUUCCAUGCCUAAUACUGCAUUCAGUUGUGCUUGGAACUUGGAAAGCCCCAAGUUGAUUUUCCAAGUUUCCGGCCUAAUUGCCCUUUAGUGCUUGUAUGCAGAAAAGCAUGGGAUGCCCCUUCUCACUUUUACCAACUUCCGUUAGGACAAUUUGUUAACGUUACCUAUUAUUCAAACCCGGUGCAAAGUUGUUGCAGGACAGUUUCACAACACAUAAACUCCAUAUCUUCUAAAAUAAAGUUUUGUGUAAAGUAUAAACCGAUCGCUGUUCACUGUGUAUGCCAACAUGCUGAUGUGAGGUGGCAAACCUAGGCUACAGUGAUCUUGCCCAAGUUUCCAACCGGCCACUCUGAUUCGAACGCCUGUUCAUUUGAUCGUUUGUUCUGACAAUUGACUGCAGCAUCAUAUUUAUCAGUGUCAGUAUUCAAUUGUUGCUGUUUUGUUGCAAAAGCCCAAAGGUUUUGUUUGGGCAUCUCCAAUGGGAAUUCUGUAAUCAAGAACUUUGGUAUUUGGAUUCUUAUUAUUUCAAAGGUACUUUAAGUAGAUUCAUUAAGCAGUCAAGCAUAAGCUUAUGUGCUUGACCAAAAACAAGUUAGAACAAAUUUCACUUUUCCAAAAUCUCAAGCACAUGUGUUCUCCAUAACUUUUCCAGGCCUAGGAACUUGAAGAAUCCAUGUUGUUUCAGGUUUUCCAUAACCAAAGGAACCUCACUCUACACCCUAUUAAAGAGGAGUCAUUGCAGAUAGACAGGUUGACCUGUUAAUAUGUAAACUGAACUUCCCAUGAUAGAUUUUAUUCUCUCUGUUUGAUUCAGUUGUGCAUUAACAGCUUUUGACACAGUGACCAGUCCGGAAGCUUAACCCUUCGUCUACGACUAAAGGCCUUUCUGUGCCUCUGUAAGCAGUGGAGCCAGUUGAGAUGGUGAGAGAUGAAGGCGCAAUACUUUUUCCCUACAUAUUAAAGGCUAACUCACAAGAAGUUUCAGUAUCAGUCACCUUUAUCAGCAAUUACCAGAAGUUGCCAGAAUAAAAUGUUGCCAUUUUACAUUUCUGCAAACCAACGUUGAAAUGUUAACGAAAAAUAGGUUGCAUAUCAACAUUUACUUAUAGCUAAUGUAGCUAUUUUAGACACUUUUGUUUGCUUUGCUAGCUUUUUUAGCCACCAAAACUACCUGCUUAAGGUUCUGGAGAAGUUUGUUGUCAUGGUUAAGGUUAGGAAAAGGUCAUGUUUGACAAUGACAUUUGUAGAAACAAAGUCCUGUUGCUUGUGCCAUCCACCGCCCAACCUACCUCCGAAUGUGGUGUUUUUCACUCACUUUAUAUGUCACAAAACCUGAAAACGUGUCAUUUGAACGUAUCCUUUGUUUGCAGAAUCUUAAAAUGCCAACAUUUUUCCUGGUGACUGUGCAGAGACCUCUCUCAAAAAUGCAUUAAGAGGUGAUUGACCUCCUUGCUUCUGUUAUAUUCAGCAUUAAAGAUCGAUGUACUUGAGCUGAACCGUUACAGAGAUCAGCAACACUGAAGUAAAACUCAGAGCAAGAUGAUGAACAAAGUAAAUUAAAUUACUGUCAUUCAGUCAAAUGAAUUAACAAUGUAAAUUACAAACAUCAUUUUUUCACCCUUUAUGCUUUUACAAGUAGUAGUUUCCCAUUGUUAAUGUCAGUGCAUUUAAUUUAUCUCUGAUAACUGAUCAAAUGAUACCAUCGUCCACUCAUUGUGUUGCGAUUCGGCCUCUGGAAUUAGCAUUAGCAUCGGCGCUCGCCGCCAGCCUCAAAUUUGGCAGGCAUUUGGUUGUUGACAAGGUCAUGAUAUCCUUUUAUUGGCGUCAUGAUUCAGACCCAGCCAAGUCUCCUUACGUCUGCCAGGUCAUUAAACACUCUCAUAGAAAGCUUUCUGGACACGAACCAAGCUAUGAAAGCUGCAGAGUACAGCAGCAGAGCUUCACACUGGCUCACAGUAAGCUAUAGCAGCUUCUGACCUUUUUGUUUGUCUAAACCAACCUAGCAAUUAAUAAACCAACCCUUUCAAUUAAUAAUUAGGAUUAAAACUCAACCUCCAAACGAAACCAAAAAAAAAAGUCAACAGAGAAACAGUAGAGUGAAUUUUGAAAGAAUGGGGUAAUUUUUAUAUGCAAAAAAUAGGCCUAUGCAGUGGAUCUCCAUUGUACACAAAAUGAGACACACUUUUCUGAUUUGUCAAACUGAAUUCUUGCCAAGAUGUUUUGCUCCAUUCAUCUUAUUACUGUAAUUCUGAACAAAGUUGAGCAUUGUAAACACAGAAUGGUGAUGAAGAACGGAAAAAAAAGGUAAUUAUGCAACUAUGAAAAGCUUUGUCCUUAAGCGCCUUACUGUAUCAUGAAUGCAUAGCAUGUAUUUUUAAGCUUGAUAGCUGCAAUGGGAAUUAAAUCUCUAAUGUAGGUGGCUUUUCUCAUUUGCCAUGUUCUGCCCAUUCAACUACAGCAUACCACAAACUACACAAGCUAUAUUUCAAAACGCCAGUAAUGCAGUGGGAAUACUCACCAAAGAGAAUGGUUAAAGGGUUUUUUGGAUGUUACAAGUCAAGUGCUGGACCAUAUAUUGGUUAGUAUCUGGGUAUAACUGGGUUGAUUGUCAAUCAAAAUCAUCUCAUCUGUGGGGAGCGGCACCCUGUCAAGAAUGCAAAAUGGAAAAUCAGUCGUUUCCAAUGUGCCAGGCUAGAUCAGUCAAAUGGUGGAAAAGACAUUUGAAACAAUUCCACCAGUGCAUUUACAAGGUAGUUCAGUCCAGGCCUGGGAUGAGAUGAGGAACUCCAUUACCACUGCAGCAUUCUGUUGCAGAUGUAUUGCAUUGUUAAACUUUUGUUGGUUUUGACCUGCUUAUACAUUGGUAAUGCCAAAACAAUUUCUCUGUUAUGAUCUGUUUGCCAUCUGUCUGUGAAUUUGGAGAUGAAAACAAUUUGUCAGCAAAUCACAGUUUCAACAAAAGUUGGUGUGGUAAUACAGUCGAUAAGCACUUGUAUUCAGUUUCGUCUCAUCUCAGGAGGACAUAUGACCUAAAUCCAUAUUUCAGCAAAUAUCUCAUCUGUGGAGUUUCAUGUUUUAAUGGUAUGAAAUCAACCAUUCAGCAACAAACUCUCCGCAAGCACUGCAUUGUUGUUGUGCACAUAAAUGGCAAGGACAUGGGUCAUGAAUUUGAAUAGAGUAACAAGAUUUUACGGUCUUGUGUGAUUUAGAAAACCUGUGUUUUACUGCAUGAACUGCUGUUGCGCCAACUCUGGCAGCGCAACAGCCUUUGGAAUCUUUGUGAAAUGAGCAGAAACUCAAUAUAAUGAAGAUUACAUGUUGCAGGUACAAGUAAUGUUGAUAUUAUCGUCCUCCACCGCAAAAGGAUCAUGUGUCCGUUGCAUGAAUUUACCACGGCAUUUUCAUUGUUUUGUGCUGUGCAAAGCUAAUGGUUAACUGUAGUUAAGUCAACAACCCUGGUCAAGGUUAAAUUAAGGUUUUGGUCAUGGUUAAAUGAAAUAAACGUUUGCUGAAAAUGAUUUGAGAAUUGAAGCCAGAUCAUCCAAGUUUAAUGUAAAUACAAAGUGUCCCCACAUCUGCACCCCCACCCUGACCACAUCCACGUCCUUACUUCUACUGCUCUAUGUCAACAUCCAGCUACUUCCUGUUUCUAGCCGAGUCUCCUCCACCUAAUCCUUUCCUGGUAAGGAAACAGUGCAUUUUCAAUAGUCAUGUUUUUUUUUUUAAUAGAAUUUCUGAUUGGGUGUGAAAGGAAUCUAUUCAGGUCUAGUUACAACUUUAGAGAAAGAGCAGGGGUGACCUUAAGCACCUUAAUCAUCGGGGGCCCGUUUCAAGAGAUAACAUGGAGACCACCACCAUCAUCACCACCCAAAGACAAAAAACACCAUCAGUAAUGGUAUAGCCUAUAUUUCCAGACUUUGAUUUAAAUGCAUUGUGUGCACUUUCAGCAUCAUAGAAAUGUUCCCAUCAGUUUGCUUGAUUAAAACUGAAACAGGAAGUGCCUCUGUAUUUUCGCUUGUUCAGCUAGGCGGAAAAAGGGUUGGGUUUUUGCCAAAGUCCCAGCACUAGAGAGGGGCAGAUAUGCAGGCAGUGCCUCCAUAUUUUCCCUUCUCCUGGUAGGCAGAAAAAAGGGUUUGGUUUUUCGGCUAAGUCUGAGCACCGGAGUCGGGAGGGGCCCUUGGGAAGGUGGGGCCCGAUUGAAAUGGGUGAAGCAUAGCUCAGGCCACCACUGGGAAAGAGCAGAUCUCAGUGGCGGUUGCUGUACUACUGGGAGACACUUGCAGCAUAGAUGCAGGAUGGCAUGGCUGCAAAUAGGACAAGAAGAAACAUUUCAGGUUCCAAAUAUCUUGUUUGGAAAUGAACGAUAUUCAGACCUGUGGUUCUCCAGACCAAAUUCACUUGCUUUGCUUUUGCUCUGCCAUGUCAUUUCACUCAAUGACUGUGUGUUACUUUCUGGUAUUGUGCCAUCUGAAACCUAAGACCUCAUUUCAAAGUACUGUAUCACAGCGGUUAGAAAGAGAAUCAAGGAGGAAACUGAAAGAUGAAUUAUCGUCAUGUGAAAGUGAUAUGGAAACCUGGUAGAGCGCUGAUUCACCGCCUAUGAUUUGUAGGUAUUACAGUACAGGAAAAAAAAAAAAAAAAAAAAAAAACAGUCAUUCGCUCCACAAUUCUGUGACAUUCAGGGUUUUAUUGAUGUGCGCAGAUACUGCUGGAGCAGCUUUGCAACUGGUGCUGAAGACGUCCAAAUUUGUGCUCAUUGGGUUCACGAAAAAAACAAAAAAACUGCACAGUGUCAUGGAAAGGACAAAAGGCAGACAUAAGAGAAAACGUUAUGUUC